Puntigrus tetrazona (Sumatra barb) is the source of this 6386-nucleotide messenger RNA. RefSeq names its product regulating synaptic membrane exocytosis 3 (gene rims3). Bases 213 to 1172 code for a protein of 319 amino acids. Gene Ontology annotation, cellular component: cytoskeleton of presynaptic active zone; presynaptic membrane. The transcript is spliced from 7 exons. The record is from RefSeq and is a predicted model, not a curated record. Gene Ontology annotation, molecular function: small GTPase binding; transmembrane transporter binding. NCBI's taxonomy places the organism in Eukaryota, Metazoa, Chordata, Actinopteri, Cypriniformes, Cyprinidae. Gene Ontology annotation, biological process: positive regulation of synaptic transmission; regulation of synaptic plasticity; calcium ion-regulated exocytosis of neurotransmitter.
GGAGCGCGCCGCUCGCUCGUCAGUCGCUCGCCGCGCUCUUCUGUGGAUGCAAGACAGUCCAGACACAUCAAACAAACCCAAACAAUGACAUUAUCUGCAACGACAAGACAGAUACACACGAUUAUCUGACUAACUGAACCCAUCUCGCGCCUCUUUCUGCUCGCCGUUUGCCGCCUCAGUCCAGCCCUGCGCCCAGAGGCAAGUGUGGGACCAUGAUGCUCAGCAGCUCCGUGGACGUACCCAGCCCCGGCGGGAUGAGCGCGGUGGCGGCCCGGAACGUGGUUCGCAGUUCCAGCAUCAGCGGGGCCAUGUACAGCCUGGAGAAGAGCCCCAGCAGCACGGGGCCCGACGCCACGGGCCUGGCCGGAAACAAGAAACGCCGCUCCAGCCUGGGAGCCAAGAUGGUGGCCAUCGUGGGUCUGUCGCAGUGGAGCAAGAGCACACUGCAGCUCAACCAGCAAGAUGGUGGAACAAAGAAGCUGCGCAGCACCAUCCGGCGGAGCACAGAGACGGGCAUCGCAGUGGAGAUGAGGAACCGUGUCACACGGCAGGGCAGUAAGGACUCAACAGAUGGCAGCACCAACAGCAACAGCUCUGAUGGGACCUUCAUCUUCCCCACCACUCGCCUAGGCCCUGAGAGCCAGUUCAGCGACUUCCUGGACGGUCUGGGUCCCGCUCAGAUAGUGGGGCGGCAGACAUUAGCCACACCGCCGAUGGGCGAUGUUUACAUCGGUGUGGUGGAUAGAGGGGGUCAGUUAGAGGUCGAGAUCACGCAGGCCCGAAGUCUGACCCCUAAACCAGGCUCAAAGAACAUUCCAGCAACGUACGUAAAGGUUUACGUCUUGGAGAACGGAAUGUGUCUGGCUAAGAAGAAAACCAAAGUGGUGAAGAAAACCCUGGAUCCAACCUUCCAGCAGUCCCUGAUGUUUGACGAGAGCCCGCAGGGGAAAGUGCUGCAGGUGAUCGUGUGGGGCGAUUACGGCCGCAUGGACAGCAAGUGUUUCAUGGGAAUGGCUCAGAUCCUGCUGGAUGACUUGGAUCUGUCUUCGAUGGUGGGCGGCUGGUACAAGCUCUUCCCCACCUCCUCUCUGGCGGACCCCUGCAUCGGGCCCCUGACGCGCCGGCUCUCCCAGUCCUCCCUCGAGAGCGCCACCAGCCCCUCGUGCACCUAGAAACCCCCACGUCCCCUCCUAAAUAUGCCCGUCUCCUCUAUCUCUACGUGUGUAUCUUUGUUCAAUAUACCCCGUCACUGACCCCAAGCGCAUGAACACACACACCCUGAUAGAUACGGCCAACUCGCCCGGGGCUGGAACGCUCCUCUUUACCGAUACAGAUAUUAAGAGUUGGAUACAAAUCAGGCGUGACACAUAGAACACACACACACACACACACACCCUCGCAGAUGGAUAUGGGUGUAACCAGCAACACGGGGCCGUAGGGUGGUGAAAAAGCAGCCACAGCUAGUUACAUACAGAUCCACUGUCAACCAAUAGGGCAUUUAAUAAACCCGCCGAGAAAUAUUCCUGACAAUGUAGCAUUCGUGUCGACGUCACACAGGAAGAAGAAUGGGUUCUCCAAGACUAGUAGUUUCCCCCCCCCCCGAGGGUCAGUCAUUUCUCUAUGCCAAAACCCGAACAAAGUUUUAUUUUUUAAAAACCAAAGCAAUUCUUAUUAUCUGUAGUGUUAUAUUAUAGAGUAUGGAUAUGUAGCAGAGUCAGAUGCAAAAAAACUGAGACGUGUUAGAAGAACUCGCAAGGUGCGGUCACGCUGACGGGAUUUUGUCGGCAGGGGAAUCCAUUUCCGGUUGCCGAUGGUGUAGCGAUGUAUUGAGUCACUUUCAUAGCACGCAACUUUUGGCGCAUGACCAGCUUGAAGACGAGCGGAGCCUGCGUCGCGAAAUGGAUUCCUAUAAAAGCGACUAGAAUCCGUCUGUAAAAUUUCGGUAAGCGUGAUCGUGCCUCUAGACUACAUACACUAUUAAACGUUUAAAGGGCAGGGCUUUACUCCACAUGUCAGGUUAUUUAUUAGAAAUGCACACGAUUCCUGUCGCAUAAAGUAGCGUAUACUUUUUCUUUCGCGUUUUCAGAGAGCUGAAUAAAUAAAUAUAUAGAUCGAUAUUUGUGUUUAUGUAUCUAUCGACUGCAUUCUGCACGUUAACUCGCGAAAUAUGUAAAGUGCUAUUUUAAGCUUGCCUUUAAAAUUACGUGGACUUAUAGACUGUAGGUUAUUUAUUUUGCUAAUGUUUCGAUCUCACUUUUUGUCUGAACAACACAACUUGCACCGAGCCGCAGACGCGGUCGAGGGAAUCGAACCAACUGUCCUGUUAAACCAGCAACCCUCAUACACAGCUGCAUUGUGGGAUAGACCAAACGGUGUCCGCUGGAAAACAAGAAAACUUUUUUUGUAACAAGUAGCGAAGCUUUCUGAGAAGUUGGAGCCGCCGUUAGACUUUGCCGCCUCAAGUAGUUUUGGGUUUCUUUCUACCAGCAUUUGGAACUGUUAAAGGCCUUUCCCGUUACCUGUUACUCUCAGGAGGUCACGCUGAACAAAAAAAACCACACACACGCAACAAUAUGAGGACUGGUGAUGGGGUCGCUCUCUCAACAGGAUCUUGAAGCCCAAAUCAAAUGGUAUACUCCUGGACACUCUUUUUUUUUUGGUUUGUGAACCAUGUGACUAUUCCUGUCCAAUCAGCAGUCUUCUUUAGCUUCGCCUCUGAAGCUGAGUGGCUCUAGACGGUUUCUUCAGUCGAUCUUCUGUGUUAUGGAGACUUGCGGAAGGAAAGCAGCACUCUAGGAAAAAAAAAACGAAGUAUUCAUCCCGCUCCUCCUAGAUUGGUUUUCGUAGCUCCUCUGAAUAUAUCAGAAACAGAGAAGGCACUUUACAUAUCAUAGUAUCUCCGCACCGGUUUAUUCAUGUCAAAUCAGUCACGUCUUCUGCAGAGGAGAAGGCAUUUGUGACACUAUCAUUUAGUACCAGAACACCGUUUCAUUGAUAUGUUCCCGUAUGGAUCAUUUGCCGUUUGUAUAAUUCAAUCUGUUUAAACUCUCUUUGAUGGAAGCGCACAAACUCUAUCGUUUGGUUUUCUGGACAGUCCGCUUUUAAAGGCAGAUUAUGAGACCAUCGGCAAAACGUUUCAUCUGAUUUAUCAUUUUGAAUUGCAUGGGCGUUCGGAGGAUUUUAGCAUUGCGUUUUUGUACACGCUGUCGCAGAUGCACUGGUCAAGAUGUACAGCACAAAAUGUCCCCAUUCAUCUGGAUGUUCAUAAGAAAGUGUGCCUCGCAUCCCAUACUCUCGAAAUCCCUCGUUUUAAUUCUCCUCGGCCGUUCCAUCGAUGCACUUUACAUGCACACAUUUCAAUGCAUUUGGUAAGAUGUAGACACCAUAAAACCCUCAACUUUCAUAAUGAAUGGCCAUGCUCAAAUGUACAGAUUUAUCUCUAAAUCCUGAGGAACAUUUAGUCAUUGCUCGUGUCUUUAUUUAUCUUUUCCCUGUUCGUUUAGAUGUUUCAGUUCACAAAGAAGUUGUAUUUUUUACAUGAAUCAGGCGCCACAUUGCGCACACUAACUAUAUAUGAAUUUGAAUGGUUUCUGUAAGGCCAAAAGUAUAAGUUGGACCAAACAAAUGGGGCUUUACACUUUCUUACUUUCAUCCGAAACUGCAAAAUCUGUAUUUUUCUCCAUGCCAGAUUUAGCAUAUUUACAAAAUGCUACAUUUCAGCCCUUCUGCUAUCAUCUACGCGUAUCUCGCUUCUUUUGUAUUUGCACAAGUUCGAUUGUUUUCGCGCCAUUUCACUAACGUUAAAUUAGCAACAAAAAACAACUUCUUGAUUCUAACUUAAGAUGAAAUCGUAUCUCUUUACUGAAAACCAAUUGUAUUUGCAGCUGAAUGUUUGUCCUUGGUAAACACAUAUGAAAUGACUAUUAGAUAUUGAUAUUUUUUCUAUGUGAUUUUACGUACUUGGAAAUUUGGGAUAAUAUACGUGUCCCUUUACUGUACAAUGAAGUAGUUACAAAAUCUUACCGGUCUUGCAUUUUCGCAAAAUGAAAAGAGUCUGAAUGCAUGAAUAUUUGUACCGUACUGCUCUAUUUUUUCAGGUGUAGUGGAUGGAUGUAGUUUGUUGCGGUCCAUAGCUAAACCAAAUGCAACAUUCACAAAAAAAACAAAACAAAACAAAAAAAACUAUUAGGUUUGCCGCUUCCAGGUUUGGAUGCGUUUUGAUAUUUUACCACGGAAUGAGAACGAUCAGAUCUGUUUUGUUCUGACAGUUAUCGGAUACAGCUAACAAACGCUUCUGUGAUGUGUUGAUAAUCUGUAAAUACAAAUCUUUUGAGUAUGAUGUUGUAACUUUUGACCAGGAUACCAGAAAAAGUGGCCGGCAUCUGGUUUGUUUAAAUGCUCGGUGUUGAACUACAUCACGCUCUUCUGUGCGAGACCACUUCAUGCUUUUCAGUUCAUACUUGGCGAGGUCUGAAGGGUCUUCUUGGCGGUUUGGUGGCAUGUGAGGUUGAUGUGUGAGUGUAAGUGACACCAGGCUGACUGGGGAAUGAUCUUAAUUCACUGAAUGCAGAUAGCAACGUGAUGUUACGAUGAAUAAACCUGAGAGGGAGCGUUUCUGUGUGGGCCAGAAAUCCUAGUGGAAACCGCUGGAGGUGUUCAACAGUAGAUUGUACAACUGAGAAUAAAAUUUUGCUUCGUCGGGUACUGUAUAAUGUAUAUAAAUGUUGACAGAUUGCUUUGAUUUCAAAUAGGAAUGUAAUCCCAUCUUUCUGGGCCAGUUAAAGGAAUAAUUCACCUCAAAUGAAAAUGUAGUCAUCCCCAGGCCAUCCAAGAUGAGGAUGAGUUUGUUUCUUGGAGAAACCCUGCUCAGCAACAGAUCCUCUGAGGAAAACAUCACUUCCAGUCCGUAUUUCUCUCCCGAUUCAGACAAAACAACGAGGACGGUUUGACGUUAAUGAAGGACAUGUUUCCUACAAACAUGCGUCUUUCAUCGCCACCAAGACGUUAAUCGAUGGAUUACUGCAACGUCAUUCUGACGGCACCCAUUCGCUAGAGUGUCCAAGGCUCCGAAACUGAAAACAAACUCAUCGACGUCUUGACUGGCCUGAGGCUGAAUUUUUUUUAUUUUUUCGGGGUGAGCUAAUAUUUUAAACCCUUGUGAAGUUUUGUUACGUUUGUGAAUGGAUAUAAAGACUUAACGAGGAUACAUUGAGCUUUUAUCUUAUUUUUGUAAAAUGACUUUAUCUUGCAGGGGUGGUUUGUUGGAUGAAAGGCAGUGGCUCGUUUAUUAUAAGGCUUGGACACGUUACCGAAAGCCUUUUCGCUUUGAUAAUGAUACUGAAGUAUCACUAACUUGAAUGUACGUAUUAAAUAUUUAAUGCUAUUGUAUCAUAAAGCAGAUUUGCUUCACAGCGUCCGAGGGGCAGAAUAACAUCUUUAGCCAGUAUAUGUGUUGAUGUUUAAAGGCUUACAUGAGCACAACAUCCAUCUGUUUGCUAUCACAAUUGAUUUGAGCAUUAGGUUUUGCUGUAAAGCUGUGGUAGACAUCAGGUAUUACUUGUGCCUACAGGUCAGAUCUAACAUUCAAUGCAUGCCGGUUUUUAGUCAUUCGCAUUAUUGAGAUUUGUAAAACGAUCCGGAGAAAGCAUUGUUUGUCUUCAUUUUCUCAAAGAGCCACGCAUUGUCUUUUUUUGUUAUCACACAUGAGCAAGACUUGGAAAAAACAUACAAAUUAUACGAUCACGAUUAUAUGGUUAACCUUGUCAUUUUGAGACCGUCUUCGGCAAUUGAUUUAUUUCGCGGUCAUUCGUAGUCUGUCUUCUCACCCAUGUAGCGAAGCUGUUAGCGGAUCCCGUCUUGUCACCAUUGAUCAGCCGUUCGUAUUAUUCACGUCACCGUGAGCAGCACAAGACACGGUCGAGACAUGUUCACCUCGGCAGAAGACAGGUCUUCGACUUUCGCGAGAGAUGUAGCUACUUUGAAAACGAUGUAACCCGCUUCAGUUUCGGUCUUGCACUUUUGGCGGAGCACGAUCAAAGAUUUAACGGAGCAAAAGCAGCCCCCAAAUCCUUUAGAAAACGAUUCGAGCUGACAGUGCGCCGCUGUUUCGGAAAAACAGAAUGGAGACGAGAGCUGUACGGGGGAAGCUGUAAUUUUAUACUUGUGCUUUGUAAAUGUUUUCUAUGUGCGGUAUUUGAUAAUGUAAAACUGGUAUUUUUGUGGUUUGUACGCUGCAGAAAUGAUUAUUUAAGGUGCACGCAGUUUUGUAAGAAAAGGUUGGGAAACUUUGAUAAAAAAAAAAAACCAAAAAUCAUUUUGACUGAAGCCUGUAUCUGCAUGCAUAUUGACUGCUGGAAGCUGGAGGUCAAUAAAUUUUAUUUGAAUCA